AUGGGAAGAAGCGCUCAACAGCAAGCGGUCCUCAGCAUUGGCAAUUUGCACGCUCUGAAAGAACAGAACAGACUAUUUCAGAACUUAUCCCCUUAUCAACCUGCCACAAAAUCAUCACAAAUAUGGAAUUUACUGAGUGGCGAAAUCCCUCCUGAGCUGGGGAACCUAAAGACAGUGACCCAUAUAGAGAUUGGCUACAAUUUCUACCAUGGAAGCAUCCCAUGGCAAUUGGGAAGCAUGCCCAAACUUCAGUACCUCGAUAUGGCGUAUGCCAAUCUCUCCGGCCCAAUCCCUGACUAUCUCAGCAACCUGGCCAAUCUUCAUACUCUGUUUCUCUUCAGGAACCAACUCAGCGGAUCGAUUCCAUGGAGCUUCGGCAACAUAACGUCUCUCAUGAACAUAGACCUGUCUGAAAACCAGCUCUCUGGAUCCAUACCGAAGAGCUUCGCAGGCUUGAAGAAUCUUCGUCUGCUCAGUCUCAUGUAUAACAGCAUGAGCGGUUCAAUUCCAGAUGGAAUUGCAGACCUUCCCGCUCCUCGAUACACUUCUAAUAUGGAACAAUCUCUUCUCAGGCCCGCUGCCGCAGAGCUUGGGCAGGAAUUCUUAGCUGAAGUGGCUCAAUGUUUCUACAAAUGGUUUUACGGGGAUUGUUCCACCUGA
This is a messenger RNA of Magnolia sinica, 660 nucleotides long. Its product is annotated as leucine-rich repeat receptor-like protein kinase TDR. The transcript has 2 exons. The record is from RefSeq and is a predicted model, not a curated record. The coding region runs from base 1 to 660 and encodes 219 amino acids. NCBI's taxonomy places the organism in Eukaryota, Viridiplantae, Streptophyta, Magnoliopsida, Magnoliales, Magnoliaceae. Gene Ontology annotation, molecular function: protein binding.